This is a messenger RNA of Phlebotomus papatasi, 2474 nucleotides long. Its product is annotated as fibulin-5. The record is from RefSeq and is a predicted model, not a curated record. The transcript has 5 exons. The coding region runs from base 119 to 2419 and encodes 766 amino acids. Lineage: Eukaryota; Metazoa; Arthropoda; Insecta; Diptera; Psychodidae. Gene Ontology annotation, molecular function: calcium ion binding.
UACAUUAGUGAGUGUUUGGGUCAGUUUGUGGUGUGUUGUGCUUCGAUUAACGCGGGAACUUCAAGCCUCUAUCAUUCUCCCAUGCUGUAGGAAGAUUUUUGCCUUUGACAGCCUCAAGAUGCUAUUUCCCGUUGUCCUAAUUACAUUCCUGGCUUCAUCAGCUGCACAGGCUUUCGGAGCUCUGGUAUCCUUAAAUGACACCCUGAAUCAGUGCUGCCAUCUAGGUAGUCAAUGGGCAACUGAGGGUACUAAUUGCACUGAAUACGACCAGUCCCUGGAUGAAGGUAUACCAGUAGAGCUGCUUCAUGUUUGCCUAUCGACCGUGGAGAUCUGCUGUGUUCGACAGCAGCGCCAUCUACAAUGCAUUGGGGGCCAAUCAGCUGCACGUAGGGAUGCUACCUGUCGCGAUGCUCUGGUUGGUGUCCCAGAGCCAGCCUACUACCGCGAUUGUUGUGAAUCUUGCAAAAUAGGCCUUAUGACUGCUCAAUUGGUGCCACAGUGCGACCUUUUGACCUUCGGAUCACCUUGGCAAGAGGUUUAUGCAGCUUGCUGCGAGGAGGCGGCAGCUGCCAAUGCUGCCAAUGGAUCAAAUCCCUGCUCCAGUGCUCAAUGCCAUCAGAUUUGUGUACCAACUGGACAUUCUUAUACCUGCAGAUGCACUCCAGGUUUCGUUCUCACCCACGAUGGACAUUCCUGUAGAGUGGCUAAUGCUACAGUUCCAAUCUGUGAUGAUGGUUACACUUGGGACUCAAAUACUGACCAGUGUACAGAUAUUGAUGAAUGCUCCGAUGAGGCUCGCUGUCCACCCCAUACGGCUUGUCAUAACACCCCUGGUGGCUUUAUUUGCGAAGCCGAGAGUACAGAGGCUUGUGCCAUGGGCUUCAAACGUCUCGGAUCCAAAUGCAUCGAUAUCAAUGAGUGUGAAACCGAUAGAGAUGCCUGCGAUACAAAUCAGAUUUGUACCAAUGAACUUGGUGGCUUCAGAUGUGACUGCCGAACAGGCUUCAUUCUGGAUCCCGUAACUAAUGCCUGUAUUGACAUCAAUGAGUGUCAAAUCAAUAAUCACGAAUGCCUAGAAAGCCAGAGAUGUGACAAUACCAUUGGUUCUUACACAUGCAUCAGAUUACAGAGUUGCGGCACCGGUUACACCCUAAAUGCUGGAACUGGACUUUGUGAUGACGAUGAUGAAUGUAUCCUUGGUACGCAUAACUGCGAACCUCCAUAUGAGUGCAAGAAUACUAAGGGAUCCUUUAGAUGUGAACGGUCAAGAACGAUUUUGCAACCUGCACCCAACAGAUCACCCACCUAUACGCAUUAUCCGCAGCUCAGCAACGCCAUCUGUGGUGUAGGCUAUCGGGCUGAUGCUAGAGGCAGAUGUACAGAUAUCGAUGAAUGCAGUGAGGGAAUGGCCAAUUGUGCCCCCGAUCAAAUUUGUCGCAACAAACCUGGAGGCUAUGUAUGCUACUGUCCGCCUGGUUACAUACUAGGCAAGAGUCGUCAGUGUGAGGAUAUCGAUGAGUGUGCGACGUCAGGAUUCUGCCCAACCAAUUCACAGUGCCUCAACACUCCAGGUAGCUACCACUGUGAAUGCGCCGCUGGAUUUGCAGCGGCCACUGGCUCGAGACCACUAUGUGUCGAUGUGGAUGAAUGUAGCGAACAGCCUGGUAUUUGUCAUCAGAGAUGUGUCAACUAUUGGGGGGCCUACAAGUGCACUUGCGAUUCUGGAUAUAAAUUGGCACCAGACAAUCGAACAUGUCUCGAUAUCGAUGAAUGCGAGGCUCACCGGAGUUAUGACCUGUGUGUAGGCAAUUGUGAGAAUACUUUGGGUUCUUAUUCCUGCUCCUGUCCACCUGGAUACCAUCUAGGUCAGGACAAUCGCAGCUGUUUGGACAUUGAUGAAUGCGCCUCUGGUAACGUUUGUCGGAACUACAAUGAGAUCUGCACUAACACUCGCGGUGGCUACAGGUGUCAUCCCAUUCACUGCCCCAGCGGUUACACCGUUGACACAGAACGUCGCAAUCGUUGCCGCCGCAUGUCGCUGCUAUGUGAUCGCGAUGAUCUAGAAUGUUUCACCAGACCAUCAUCAUAUUCCUUCAAUUUUAUCACACUGGUGGCCAAUAUGUCAGUACCACCUCAAGGAAGGGCAUUGUUUAACCUCAAGGGGCCGAAUUGGUACGACAAUAUCGAUUUUUUCCUGCGCAUAGUUCAUGUAACAGCGCCAUCUGGUGUUCAAAAAGCCACUGAUGCAUCAUUUACACUGCGAAAGAUGCACAAUGAGGCCCUCCUGAGCCUCGUGGAGGCACUCGAGGGGCCUCAAGACGUCGAGUUGGAACUCAGCAUGACAGUCUACAAAGAUCACCUACCAGGUGGCAGCAAUAUUGCAAAAAUUUUCAUUUUUGUCUCUGAAUAUGCCUUCUGAGGCCAAUCCCAAAGUUUUUUAGUGUUUCAAAAUAAAGAUUAUUUUGAAAAUGAAA